Molecule: messenger RNA, 573 nt
Organism: Coffea eugenioides
Lineage: Eukaryota; Viridiplantae; Streptophyta; Magnoliopsida; Gentianales; Rubiaceae
Product: lysM domain receptor-like kinase 4
Exons: 3
Coding region: 1-573 (190 amino acids)
Biological process (GO): protein phosphorylation
Molecular function (GO): ATP binding; protein kinase activity
Source: RefSeq, a predicted model, not a curated record
AUGGUGACGGUGGCGAAGUUGCUGACUAAGAAUCAAGCUGACGACGGCGUCAAAUAUCUGUUGAGUUAUUCAAUUACUUGGGGUCAAUACGUUUCUGCGAUUAGCUCAAUGUUUGGGGUGGAUACUGGGAAAACUCUCCAAGCCAAUGGAUUGUCUGAACAAAAUUUUAAUAUUUAUCCCUUUACGACUCUCUUAGUUCCUCUUCAGAACUCGCCAUCCAGUUCCCAAAUUGUGAAGCCCCCUCCGCCAUCGUCACAGCAGUCACCGCCAAGGCAGAGAUUACAAAUUGGCUUGGAUGUGGCCACGGGGCUUAAUUAUCUUCAUAGCUACACUUCCCCUCCCCACAUGCACAAAAAACUAAAAAGCAGCAAUGUUCUUGUUGAUGCUGAUUUCUGGUCGAAGAUCAAUAAUUUUGGGCUAGCAAAAUCGGCAGAUGGGCAAGGAGGCCAGUUUGCCUUGACUAGGCACUGGCAAAGAAGUCGUUGUCUUGAUAAUGGAGGAUUGAACCCAGAGGCCGUCAUGGAGACUGCAAUUUCUGGUGAGGAGUAUAAGAAGCUAGUGGUGCUGGAUUGA